UUUACCUGCAACACACCCAAUACAGCAGCUGCAUAACCGGCGAGCCCACGCUGUCGUGCACGGACGUCGGCGCCCAAGGGACGACGCACGCCUGAUUGCAUAGCCAGCGUCUCCAACAAAAGUGUCCUUAGCAUCCACACUGAAGACGGAGGAGGAGAGCAAACUAUGAACGACGAUGAUUUCUGCUAAGAAAACUCCGGAGAAGAGUCGCUAUCCUGUGCACUAUCUGGUGUGGCACAACAAGCACCGACAACUGGAGAAGGAGCUGGCAGCCAACGAGCAGACUGAUCUAGAGUCCCUGGACCCCCGUGGUAGGACCCCUCUGCACCUGGCUGUCACACUGGCCCACCUGGACUGUGCCAGAGUCUUGUUAGAGCAUGGAGCUGAUGUCAGCAAGGAGAACCGCAACGGCUGGACUGUUCUCCAGGAGGCCGUCAGUACCAGAGAUCCGGAGCUGGUGCGUCUGGUGUUGCGUUACCGUGACUACCAGAGGACCGCUAAGAGAUUGGCGGGCAUCCCCGUCCUGCUGGAACGACUGCGCCAAGCCCAGGAUUUCUAUGUGGAGAUGAAAUGGGAAUUUACCAGCUGGGUGCCCCUCGUGUCCCGUAUCUGCCCGAGCGACACCUACAGGGUUUGGAAGAGUGGCCAGUGUCUCCGUGUUGACACUACCCUGACCGGAUUUGAGCAGAUGACCUGGCAGAGAGGAAACCGAAGCUUCAUUUUCAGGGGACAAGACUCCAACGCAGAGGUGAUGGAGGUCGACCACGACAGGCAGCUGGUGUUCUGUGAGACCUUGUGCGUCUCGUCUCUCACUGCGCUUUCCCCUGGCCGGGGUAAAGGCGGCGCCUGCAACAGUACAACGGCCGGUCUGGGGCUACUGGGGGGAGUCCAGCCCAGUGAUGAGCAGGUGGCGGGACGGCUGUCUGCCCCCGUGGUGACCACUCAGCUGGACACUCGCAACAUCGCCUUUGAGAGGAAUAAGACGGGUAUCCUGGGCUGGAGGAGUGAGAAGACUGAGACUGUGAACGGAUACGAAGCCAAGGUCUAUGCUGCUUCCAAUGUGGAGCUUCUCACUAGGACCCGAACGGACCAUUUGUCAGACCAGAACAAGAACAAGAUUAAAGGUGGGAAGACUCCAUUGCAGAACUUCCUCGGGAUCGCAGAACAACACAUGGGCCCGAACAAUGGGGCCCAUGUCACCCAGAUGUCAAGUCCUGCAGUGACCAACCCAUCAGCACUGACAGCUGAGGAAUACUUCAACCCCAGCUCAUCACCGAGUCAAAGGGACAUUGGCCACACGUGCCAACUCACCACUAAGACCCAGAGAUUCAAAGCGAAGCUUUGGCUGUGCGAGUCUCAUCCACUGUCGCUGGCAGAGCAAGUGGCGCCCAUCAUCGAUCUCAUGGCGAUCUCCAACGCUCUUUUUGCCAAGCUGCGCGACUUCAUCACGCUUCGCUUGCCGCCCGGCUUCCCUGUCAAGAUCGAGAUCCCUCUCUACCACAUUCUGAACGCCAGAAUAACCUUUAGCAAUCUGAACGGCUGCGAGGAGGGGGCGAGCGUGGAAGGGGACGGACAGAGGUACACCCUGAGGACAGACACCCCCUCUCCUGGCAGCGACUCUUCCAGUGUCUCCAGCUCCAGCUCCACCAUGUCAUGUCGAGUGGGAGAGAUCCCCCCCUGUGUGUUUGAGCCCCCGCCUGGAUACACCAUGCUUGGAGGGAAACAGAGAGACAGCAUGAGGGAGGAGGAAGAGGACCUGCUGCAGUUCGCCAUUCAACAGAGUCUGCUGGAAGCCGGCUCGGAAUACGAUCAGGUGACCAUCUGGGAGGCACUGACCAAUAGCAAGCCAGCAGCAAACCCCCUGCCAUGUGACCCGAGCCGCCUGGAUAGGAUCCCCCCGCUGAAGCCGCGCUCGCCCACCAGCCUCUCUUCCACCCCCUCCAAGAAGCAGACCGCCGGCCGCAGCUACGACGAGCAGCUGCGCAUCGCCAUGGAGAUAUCGGCCCGCGAGCAGGAAGAGGCGGAGCUCCGGCGACGGAAAGAGGAGGAGCAACUGCAGCACAUCAUCCAGCUGUCACUCAUGGAGAAGUGAGAUGACGCGGGUAAGGGGGACGGGCGGCGACAUUGUAAGCACACUCGGGAAGGAAGUGGACCGAGGUUUUUGCUCGGGAGGGGGAGGUAACGCCGACUCUGCAAAACGGGGUCAAAGGUCACCCUCUGUACUAAACCACCCUUGCUGUCACACUAUUGCCAUUUUUUUUUACUCUCAAAUGUGAUUUGAAAAGCACCAUUAUAGACAACAUUAUCCAAAUGUGAUCAAUAUCACUCAUAAACCCCCCCCCCCCUCGCCCCAAUUGUCGUGUGAUGUGGAAUUGUCUUUUUCUGUGCCCGAAUGCACAACGCAAGGUCUAUAAAGGCGUGCUCGGAGGAGUUUGGCGUGGAAGAACAUGCAAACAAUAGGACAGGUCAACUUCCUGUUUUAGGUGCAGUGGUCGCGUACAAAUACGACAAAAAAAGACAUGUGAAUGUUUGAAGCCUUCACUCAUAUUAAUAAUUACAAUAAUAAUAAUAAAACUUGCUCAGUUGUACCUUUUUUGUUUUUUUUUAAUUGCACAAAAAAUCCAAAUGUACUGUAUUCACACGGUGGUUGGCUCACAUGUACAGUAUAUGUCAAUGCACAAGGGAGCACGGACAAAUGUUGUUUUUUUGGUGACAAUACUCAAGUUGUGUGGGAAAAAAAUGUGCCUUUUCAAAGAAAAAUAAUGGACAGCUAUUAGUUUGACACAAAUUGGUUAUUAAUAUUGUCAGGUUCAAACACUGAUGACAUCUAUUAAACAAGACAGGAAGCAAGGAAUUGAACAGAGACAGAAUUCAAUUUGGCUCAAUUGAGGAGAAACAUCUGGACUGUACUCUUUGUUGUAUUGUAAUCAACGGAAAGAUAUUGUCUUGA
Nerophis lumbriciformis (worm pipefish) is the source of this 2950-nucleotide messenger RNA. It is a transcript of the gene ankrd13b, whose product is annotated as ankyrin repeat domain 13B. NCBI's taxonomy places the organism in Eukaryota, Metazoa, Chordata, Actinopteri, Syngnathiformes, Syngnathidae. Gene Ontology annotation, cellular component: cytoplasm. The record is from RefSeq and is a predicted model, not a curated record. Gene Ontology annotation, molecular function: protein binding.